AUGCAGCGUUUACGGCUAAGUGGGGGUGGAAUAUCCUUCUUGUUACGGAAGAGUGUUGUCAAGGCUAACUCUAUUUUGAAGAAAGGGGCCUGUAAACUAGUGGCUAAUGGAGAGACUACUGCUAUUUGGGAGGAUCCAUGGAUUCCCCACUAUAAAGGUUUUUGUCCUAAACCAAUCAGGGGAGGUGCGAAUAACCUCAACCGUGUGUCUGAUCUGAUUCUUUCCAAUGGACACUGGAACGUGGAUAAGCUGAAUGAAAGCUUUGAUCAUGAAACUGUUGCGGAAAAAGCUAUGGAACACCUAUUCCUCUCUUGUGACGUGGCCUUUCACCUCUGGCGAUCUUCUCCUUGGGGAUUUUAUCCCAUUUGUGAUACUGGGAUCCGAGUUUGGGAUUGGGUCAAGUUCAUCUGGGGUCUAAACCAUAGAGGAGUUCAAGUGGAGGAUGCUUUCUUGUAUGCCUCCAUAGUUGUGGAUACUAUUUGGAGGGUGCGGAAUGAUAAAGUUCACAAUAAUUACCUUGUUGAUGUGAAAAAAUGUGUUGAUGAUAUAUAUUUUACCUUUACUGAUAUUCAUGCUUCUUUAUUACCCAGUCCCACUUCUCAUCCCAAGGAAGUUUGGUCCCCUCCCCCAAAGGAUUGGAUUAAGCUGAAUUGUGAUGUAAAAGUGGGUUUUGACGAUAUGUGUGUUGCAGUCGUCGCCAGGAACUAUCUUGGAGAAGUGGUUCGUGUUCAGACGGCAAGGGUGGAAUUUUCUGAUGUGAUCUGCGGAGAAGCUGAGGCGUGCUGUUUAGCGAUUUCAACUGCCUUGGAGAUGGGACACAAGUUUAUUAUAGUUGAGAAUGAUUCGAGGGUGGUGAUCAACGCUAUCAAUGGGACGGAAUCUCGUUGGGCGCUUGAAAACUACGUCUCAUUUUGUACCAAGUCUUCUCACUCGUUUAUUAGUUGUAAUUUUUCUUUUAUUAGUCGAACUUGUAACUUUGCCGCUCACAAUGUGGCUAGAUGGGCCUUUGCUCAUCAUAUGUUUGGAUCUAUCCCGGUUUCGGUGUUACCGGAGAACCUGUUAUGUAAUGACCAUGAGGUCUAG
This is a messenger RNA of Cannabis sativa, 1083 nucleotides long. RefSeq lists its product as uncharacterized. The coding region runs from base 1 to 1083 and encodes 360 amino acids. Lineage: Eukaryota; Viridiplantae; Streptophyta; Magnoliopsida; Rosales; Cannabaceae. Gene Ontology annotation, molecular function: RNA-DNA hybrid ribonuclease activity; nucleic acid binding. The transcript is spliced from 3 exons. The record is from RefSeq and is a predicted model, not a curated record.